Messenger RNA from Poecilia latipinna (sailfin molly), 886 nucleotides. RefSeq names its product DNA-damage-inducible transcript 4 (gene ddit4). The record is from RefSeq and is a predicted model, not a curated record. The transcript has 3 exons. Gene Ontology annotation, cellular component: cytoplasm. NCBI's taxonomy places the organism in Eukaryota, Metazoa, Chordata, Actinopteri, Cyprinodontiformes, Poeciliidae. Gene Ontology annotation, biological process: response to hypoxia; apoptotic process; negative regulation of TOR signaling. Gene Ontology annotation, molecular function: 14-3-3 protein binding. The coding region runs from base 196 to 873 and encodes 225 amino acids.
UUGUUGCAGGGGCAAAGAGACUGCGGAGUUCGACAGCUGCUGAAAGAACGGGAAGGAGGAGUGGACGGUGGAAGUUUUUAGAGAAUAACUAUCCAUUUUUUUUUCAACAAAAACAACGACUACGCACUUUAACAGCUUUAUUUCAAAACUUUGAAAUCUGACACGCAUCUGUUGAACACUAAAGAGAAGACAAACAUGCCUGAAGUCUUUGCACCAAUAGAGGCUGGAAGUAUACCUCCGUCCCCAGUGGACAGCAGUCCCAGAAGACUGUCCUGGGGGAAACUGGUCCAAAGACUGGCUGAUUUCAGCACAAACGACAGCAGCAUUGAAUCAGGGUCCAAUAAUGGCAGCAGGAGUGAUCUUUCAGACUCAGGCUCUGAUGUCUUCAAUGAUCUGUGUCCUGUGAACGAUGACCUUUUCUUUGACCCAAUGGAGGAAGCAAUCCUGAAAGAAGUAGUGGACCUCAUUGCACGGAGCCUAAGGGAGGCCAAAGACUCAGACUGUGCGUUGAGAUGUACCAAGCUGCUCAUUCCAGAGAAACUUCUGGAGCACAUCGGACAGGAGCUCAUCCACCUGGCAGCUAGCGAGCCCUGCGGUUUAAGAGGGGCUCUCAUCGACCUCUGCGUGGAGCAAGGGGCCGCCUGCGAGAGCAUAGGACAGCUAUCCGUGGACCCUUAUCUCGUCCCCACAUUUCAGCUCACUCUGGUGCUGAGGCUAGAGUCGGGCGGGCUGUGGCCUAAAAUCCAGGGACUGUUCAGCUCCAAGUCUCCUUCCACUCCAGCUCCGAGACAAGCUAUAAAACUUAGCACUGGGUUCCGCGUGAUUAAAAAGAAACUGUAUUCUUCUGAAGGGCUGCUCAUAGAGGAAUGUUGAAUGGACAGGGGGG